UCAGUCUCUACCGCACAAUCGAAACGCGUCGUGUUUUUGUUCCAUCUGCUUGCUUCCUCACCGACUCGCGUUAACUUGAGUUUACCACAUUGUGACACUUUCUCUGUGGGUUCUCUGCCACGCUCCCAUAGCAAAUUGUCAAACGCUAGUAAAAUAUUCAAUUUGUUGCUCGGUGUUGUGUGUUCAUGAAAAAGUGUGAUAAAAGUGUGAACUAAAGGAGAAGAUGGCCACACGCUUCAUGGAUAUGCUGAAGCUGACCUUUAAGGUCCUUAGCUUCAAAUAUGAGCAGCGAAAGCUUGCAACAGCCAUAUACUCUGUGGUCAAGACAAAUCUGGGCACAGUGCGUGGUGUAAAGCGCAACACCAUUUGGGGAGGAAGUUACUUUAGCUUCGAGAAGAUACCAUUUGCCAAGCCGCCAGUGGGAGAGCUGCGCUUUAAGGCGCCAGAGCCAGUGGAGCCAUGGGAUCGGGAACUGGAUUGCACUUCGGCAGCCGACAAACCCCUGCAGACACACAUGUUCUUUAAGAAGUUUGCCGGCUCCGAGGAUUGCCUGUAUCUGAAUGUGUAUGCCAAGGAUCUACAACCAAAUAAAUUGCGUCCAGUAAUGGUUUGGAUCUAUGGCGGUGGCUUUCAGGGGGGAGAAGCCUCGCGGGAUAUGUACAGUCCAGACUUUUUCAUGUCCAAGGAUGUGGUGCUGGUCACAGUGGCCUAUCGGCUUGGAGCCUUGGGCUUCCUUAGCCUCGAUGAUCCACAGUUGAAUGUGCCAGGCAAUGCCGGACUCAAGGAUCAGAUUAUGGGCCUGCGUUGGGUGCAGCAGAACAUCGAAGCAUUCGGUGGGGAUCCCAAGAAUGUGACGCUCUUUGGAGAGAGUGCAGGCGGUGCCUCGACUCACUUCCUCACGCUGAGCCCUCAGACAGAGGGCUUGAUCCACAAGGCCAUCGUUAUGUCGGGCAGUGUAUUGUGUCCUUGGGCUCAUCCUCCAAGAAACGAUUGGGCCUAUCGUCUGGCACAGAAACUGGGAUACGCAGGGGAUAACAAGGACAAGCCAAUCUUUGAGUUUUUGAGCUCUGUAAAUGGUGGAGAAAUAGUCAAAGCCUCAGCAACAGUCUUGAGCAAAGAUGAAAAGCACAAUCGAGUGUUAUUUGCCUUUGGACCUGUUGUGGAGCCCUACAGCACGGAGCACACGGUUAUUGAUAAGCCACCACAUGAGUUAAUGCAGAACAGCUGGAGCAACAGGGUGCCUAUCAUGUUCGGUGGCACCAGCUUCGAGGGUUUGCUCUUUUAUCCAGAGGUCUCCCGUCGUCCGGCCACCUUGGAUGAGGUAGGAAACUGCAAGAAUUUACUGCCCAUCGAUAUGAGCAACAAUCUGGAUCCCAAGCUGAGAGAGAACUAUGGCCUGCAGCUGAAGCGUGCCUACUUUGGGGAGGAGAACUGCAAUCAGGCCAGCAUGAUGAAGUUCCUCGAGCUCAGCUCAUAUCGCGAGUUCUGGCAUCCCAUCUAUCGUGCCGCAUUGGCCCGAGUGCGUCAGGGCAGUGCGCCCACCUAUCUGUACCGCUUCGACUAUGACUCAAAGCUCUGCAAUUCCAUUCGAAUCGUGCUUUGCGGCCACCAGGUGCGCGGUGUCUGCCACGGCGAUGAUCUGGGCUACAUCUUCCACAGCAUGCUGUCACACCAGUCGGCACCGGAUUCGCCAGAGCACAAGGUCAUCAUGGGCAUGAUCGACAUCUGGACGAGCUUUGCGGCCAAUGGGGAUCCAAACUGUGAGAGCAUCAAGUCGCUGAAGUUUGCACCCCUCGAGAAUGAGACGAAUAUCAAGUGCCUGAACAUUGGCGGAGAGUUUGAAUACAAAACUCUGCCAGAGCUGCAAAAGAUCGAGCUAGUGUGGAAUAGUUUCUAUUCUCCGGACAAACUGUAGUCUCGUUCAGUCGAAAAUCGUUUAAGGGGGGUUUCAUAGCUUUAGGUCUGCAAUUGUGUAAAUAUGUUGUACAUAUAUUCUGGUUGUAAGUUUGAAAUGUUGGUUAAAAAUUCAUAUUUCUUAACCUAUUUUGUAUUUAGUUUUAACCAUGACAAGACAAAAACAUUUUUUAAAAUUAAAAA
Messenger RNA from Drosophila guanche, 2097 nucleotides. Its product is annotated as esterase B1. The coding region runs from base 224 to 1915 and encodes 563 amino acids. Gene Ontology annotation, molecular function: cholinesterase activity. The record is from RefSeq and is a predicted model, not a curated record. The transcript has 4 exons. Lineage: Eukaryota; Metazoa; Arthropoda; Insecta; Diptera; Drosophilidae.